UUUCCCCCUUGAUAUACCUCUUUAUGACAAACAGGGCCUUCCGUAGUGUCCAAAGUUCAAUCGAGCGAUAACGUCAAACGUGUACGCACGCGUGUAAUACCGAUCUCUACAUUGCAAAAAUGGGGAAAAUCAAAGGAGGACCAGUUGUUGAAAUGCAGGGGGAUGAGAUGACCCGAGUUAUUUGGGAUUUGAUCAAACAGAAGCUGAUUUUUCCAUUUGUGGAACUAGAGCUCCAUUCCUAUGAUCUGGGAAUUGAAAAUCGAGAUGCAACAGAUGACCAAGUAACCAUUGAUGCUGCAAAUGCCAUUAAGAAGUACAAUGUUGGAAUUAAAUGUGCUACCAUAACACCUGAUGAGAAAAGAGUAGAGGAAUUCCAUUUGAAAAAGAUGUGGAAGUCUCCCAAUGGAACAAUUAGGAAUAUAUUGGGAGGCACAGUUUUUCGUGAGGCCAUAAUCUGCCAAAAUAUCCCACGUCUGGUCACAGGAUGGACAAAAAGUAUCGUUAUUGGACGUCACGCUUAUGGAGACCAGUACCGCGCCACAGAUUUUGUUGUGCCAGGGCCAGGUAAGCUAGAAAUCAAGUUCACCCCAGCUGACGGCGGCCAGGAACAAAAUUACAAUGUGUUCGACUUCACAGAGACUGGGGGCGUGGCCUUGGCAAUGUACAACACAGACAAGAGUAUAAGAGAAUUUGCCCACAGUUCUUUUCAGUUUGCUCUGCAAAAAGAAUGGCCGCUAUAUUUAAGCACAAAGAAUACGAUUCUGAAGAAAUACGAUGGAAGAUUCAAGGAUAUUUUCCAAGAAAUUUAUGAACGGGACUACCAGAAGGCUUACGAGGAGAAGAAGAUCUGGUACGAGCACCGCCUGAUUGAUGACAUGGUGGCUUAUGCCAUGAAGUCUGAGGGAGGAUUUGUGUGGGCCUGUAAAAAUUAUGAUGGAGACGUACAGUCGGAUUCUGUUGCUCAAGGUUUUGGAUCUCUUGGAAUGAUGACCAGUGUGUUGGUCUGUCCAGAUGGUAAAACCAUUGAAGCUGAGGCUGCUCAUGGAACUGUGACCAGACAUUUCCGUCAGCAUCAGAAAGGAAACGAAACAUCAACAAACUCCAUAGCUUCCAUUUUUGCGUGGACUAGAGGACUAGCGCACAGGGCCAAGCUGGACAACAAUGACUCCCUGAAGAAGUUCUCCGAUGAUCUGGAGAAGGCAUGUGUAGAGACGAUCGAAUCUGGAGUGAUGACCAAGGACUUAGCCAUCUGUAUCAAAGGAAUGAACAAUGUUCAGAGGUCAGACUAUCUCAACACAUUUGAGUUCCUGGACAAGGUUGCUGAGGUACUGACUCAGAAACAGUCCAGUUGACUAGACAAGGACUCUAGCAAACUAUAAUAUAGGCAAACAUAAGGCUUUACAUGAUCAUUGUUAACAUUUCUCCCCCUCCUCUUUUUUCUGAAUAAAACAUAUCAGUGUUUGAUAUACAUGGACCUAUACAUCUAAACAAUGAGUGAUAUCCAGAGUAUUAAGAAUAUUUUGUUUGUGGUUCUUUUGAUUAAUGUGGGUGUAUGAUUUUUUGUGUGUUUUAAAUCAUGUGAUUGUAUACGAUUUAUGUCUACAAGUUUUUGAAACAUGAUUUUGGAGUGAUUUUGUAAGUGACCUUACAGGGUAGUUUUUAAAAUUUGAUAAGAAUUUUUUGUUUGUCAAGUCUGUCAUUAUGUUUAAUGUUGGAUCUGUAUUGAAUAUUUUAAAAGUAUUUUAAUUUAAUAAUAAAAAUUAAUAUAUUUUUAACACAUAACGUUACCUUUAAUGCACUACUUAAUUUUAUUCUAAUACUUUUAUAAGCAAAUAAAGAUUUAAGUUUACUACAA
Molecule: messenger RNA, 1855 nt
Organism: Ostrea edulis (European flat oyster)
Lineage: Eukaryota; Metazoa; Mollusca; Bivalvia; Ostreida; Ostreidae
Product: isocitrate dehydrogenase [NADP] cytoplasmic-like
Exons: 12
Coding region: 120-1352 (410 amino acids)
Biological process (GO): isocitrate metabolic process
Cellular component (GO): mitochondrion; cytosol; peroxisome
Molecular function (GO): isocitrate dehydrogenase (NADP+) activity; magnesium ion binding; NAD binding
Source: RefSeq, a predicted model, not a curated record